Aspergillus fischeri NRRL 181 is the source of this 996-nucleotide messenger RNA. RefSeq lists its product as uncharacterized. The transcript has a single exon. The coding region runs from base 1 to 996 and encodes 331 amino acids. NCBI's taxonomy places the organism in Eukaryota, Fungi, Ascomycota, Eurotiomycetes, Eurotiales, Aspergillaceae. The record is from RefSeq and is a predicted model, not a curated record.
AUGUAUUUCCGCUUAGAAAUUCUUUGGGUCUAUACCCUGAUUACCACGUUGAUCACUCCGACACUGGCAUUGCCUACGGUUCCAACAACCACCCCUUCAUCUAUAUCUACAGUCUUCCAGUUCACUCGCAACGGCACCUGGCUCGAAAAUCUCGCAGUCCGCCCUAAUGGCAACCUCCUCGCCACGCGCCUUGACACCCCCGAACUAUGGCUGAUCGACCCAUCCAACACCAACUCUGCAGAAGCCGGAGCCUUAUUCUACACCUUCCCCAACGCCACUAGUCUGCUCGGCAUCACCGAAAUCGACAGAGACGUCUACGCGGUAGUCGCAGGCAACUUCUCCAUCUCCACCGUCACAAGCACCCCCGGCUCCUACGUGAUCUGGAGACUCGAUGCCUCGGGCACCGCACCCUCAGCGAGUAUUCUGGCCCGAAUCCCUGAUGCCGAGUUCCUGAAUGGCAUUGUCCGGUUCGGGCAGAACCUGCUGCUCAUCACUGACUCCGCCAAGGGCGUGAUCUGGCGGCUGGAUAUGAGGUCGGGUGUAUACGCGCAGGCACUGUCUGAUUCCACGAUGCUCCCUGCUGCGGGCCAGCCGUAUGCUGUUGGUGUGAAUGGUAUUGAUGUCCGUGGGAGGUACGUCUAUUACACGAGUACCACGCAGAUGUUGUUCUGUAGGGUUCCGGUGGAUAGUGUGGCGGAGGCAACGGGUCCUGUUGAGGUUAUCGCUAGUGGGAUUACUCCGGAUGAUCUUGUGGUUGGGAGUGAUGGGACGGCGUACGUCACGACGAACCCGGAUAAUGGACUGGUGAGGGUUGAUACGAAGGGGAGAGUCAGGUUGCUGGCUGGGAAUCAGUUUACGACUGCUGUUGGUGGAUCUACUGCGGUUGCUGGCAGUAAAGAUAGUUCGGUGCUUUAUGUCACAACCAGCGGGGGACAGUUUUCACCCAUUCUGGGUAAGCUUAUUGAGCCGGCUAAGGUGGUGGCUAUUCACCUAUAG